Molecule: messenger RNA, 429 nt
Organism: Dendrobium catenatum
Lineage: Eukaryota; Viridiplantae; Streptophyta; Magnoliopsida; Asparagales; Orchidaceae
Exons: 2
Coding region: 1-429 (142 amino acids)
Source: RefSeq, a predicted model, not a curated record
AUGCCAUCUAACUACAAGCCUAUCAGCCUUUGUCAAAGCACAUAUAAGAUUGUGGUUACAAUGUUGGUUAAUAGGCUGAAGAUGUGUUUGCCUAGGAUGAUUUUUGUGGAGCAGGUAGCCUUCAUCCAAGGUAGAUCAAUAUCUGAGUAUUGUUUGUUGGCUCAAGAGAUUUUUAAUAAAUUCAAAGUGUCUAAGAAUAAGCAAGGUUUGAUGGCUGUGAAACUGGACAUGGAGCAGGCCUAUGCCAGCAUGGGUUGGCCAACACUGAACAAGAUUCUCUAUUGGUAUGGUUUCCCUUCUGUUGAUGCUCAGCGGGUUGAUCAGCUGGAGUUGGAUUAUAAGUUCUCAGGUAAAUCCAUUUCUGCAUUGGCUUAUGAUGAUUUCAUGAGAAGAAUGUUGAGAUUUGUUCACUAUGAAUUAGGUUGUUAA